This is a messenger RNA of Trachymyrmex cornetzi, 1125 nucleotides long. It is a transcript of the gene Scp1, whose product is annotated as Sarcoplasmic calcium-binding protein 1. The transcript has 5 exons. Bases 313 to 897 code for a protein of 194 amino acids. The record is from RefSeq and is a predicted model, not a curated record. Gene Ontology annotation, molecular function: calcium ion binding. NCBI's taxonomy places the organism in Eukaryota, Metazoa, Arthropoda, Insecta, Hymenoptera, Formicidae.
GGCAAGACUCUGGCCGAGUUCAGUGUGAAACCACCAUCCUCGAGAAUCAAUUUCUUCGCGCCGGACGUGCUUUCCGCGUGCAAGUUUUGCGUGCGUUUUGAUCGGCGAGAAAGCUCGUACGCGGUUCGGAAGAAUAAAAAAUUUUACAUCUCGUGAAGGAAAUUAUAGAGAAAGAUUAUCGCGAUGGCAUACAGCUGGGAUAAUCGCGUUAAUUUCAUAGUGAAAAUUCUGUAUGGUUAGUAGAUGCGGUGGAUAUUGCAAGGGUGGUCGAGGUAGAGGAGAGGACAACAAUUAGAAAGACAAUGUGAUUAUAUGAAGAGACAGCGCAUAAACACGCUACGAAAUUACGAAUUAUCGAAAAUUGGAAAUAUUGAUAACAACGGAUAUUUGGACAAGCAUGAUUUCGAAUGCAUGGCAUUAAGAAUGACGAUCAUCGAAGGUAAAGGCGAGUUUAAUUACAGUCGGUACCAAGAAAAUCUUCAUAUCAUGCUCUCUUUAUGGGAUGAAAUAGCUGAUCUGGCAGAUUUUGAUAAGAACGACGUUGUAACGAUAGAAGAAUUUAAAAAGGCUAUGCAAAGUAGCUGUGUUGGUCGUUCUUAUAACGAUUUUCCUCAAGCUAUGAAGAUGUUCAUUGAUAGUCACUUCAAAAUACUUGACAUAAAUGAGGACGGCGUAAUUGGAGCUGAAGAAUUUCGAUAUGAUUGUGCUUCAAGGAUUGCUGUGGAUAAUGUAGACAUCCUUGAUAAAGCUUAUCAAAGUCUUUUAAAUGAUGAUGACAGAAGACGCGGUGGAUUGAACUUAUCACGUUAUCAAGAAUUAUAUGCGCAAUUUCUCGGUAACCCUGACGACAAUUGUCCAGCAAUUUAUCUUUUUGGGCCAAUAGGACAAGAGUCAUAACUGAAAUACUCGUCGAAGCGAUGUCAAUCUUUAUUAUAAAAAGUUACCUUUUUAAAAAAAAAGAUAAAAAAGGCUCCAAGUGUACGCGCUCCUCAAAAAAUAACUGUUAUACAUAAUUAAAAAAAAAUAAAACCCAAGUGAGAUGUAUCUUCUUAUUCGUAUUCAAGGGUCUUCUUAUUUCAAUUCAAGCAGCAGUAUUUUUAAAUUUCAUUAAAAAAAAUUAUAUCA